Molecule: messenger RNA, 1197 nt
Organism: Geodia barretti
Lineage: Eukaryota; Metazoa; Porifera; Demospongiae; Tetractinellida; Geodiidae
Source: the annotation of a GenBank genome assembly
AUGACGAAGCGUACCCUUUCUAACCUGGAUGUCGCCAAAAAGCGAGUCCUGGUCAGGGUGGACUUCAAUAUUCCCAUAGAGCAGGGAGUGGAAGUUAUUGCCUCCUACGACCAACGCUUGCGGGCCACCUUGCCAACAAUCCAUUAUUUGCUCGAACAGGACUGCCGGGUCAUCCUGUGCUCUCAUCUUGGGCGCCCCGGUGGGAAAGUUGUCGAAGAAUUGCGGUUAGCGCCGGUUGGAGACCGUUUAGCGGAACUCCUCGGGCAUCCUGUUAGGAACUUGCUUGACUGCGUGGGACCCGAUGUAGCAGCACAAAUUGAGGAGUUGGGGCCAGGUCAAAUCGCGCUGCUUGAAAAUCUGAGAUUCCAUGCUGGUGAAGAGGCCAACGACCCUGAAUUUGCACAGAGUCUGGCCGCUCUGGCCGAAUGUUUCGUCAUGGAUGCUUUCGCGGUAACCCAUAGGGCGCAUGCGUCGACGGCGGGCAUCACAGACUAUCUGCCUUCCGCUAUGGGCCUCUUGGUUCAGCGCGAGGUGGAACAGAUGGGGAAAGCUCUGGAAUCUCCGGCCAGUCCCCUGGCGGCGCUGAUGGGCGGCGCCAAGGUUAGCGACAAGAUCCUCGUCCUGGAAAACCUGCUGGAUAAGCUGGACCAUCUUUUUAUUGGCGGAGGCAUGGCGGUUACCUUCCUCAGGGCCCGGGGCUACAAGACCGGGGCUUCUACUGUUGAAGAAGACCGCCUCGACUUUGCGAGGGACGUCAUGGAACGCGCGGCAGUAAGAAACAUUGGCUUUCACUUGCCCAACGACGUCGUAGUUGCCAGCGCUUUCGGGUCAGACCCCCCCGAAAGCCGCACCGUCCCGGUGGAUCAGGUGCCGGAUGACUGGUACAUUAUGGAUGUGGGAGCGGCAACCGCAGCCCAAUUUUCUGAAGCAUUGCAGGCCUGUCGCACCAUCAUUUGGAAUGGGCCAAUGGGCGUCUUCGAAAUGCCCCGUUUCAGUGAAGGUACUCGUACCGUAGCAAACGCCAUUGCCGGUCUCCAGGGAGUCACCACUGUAGUUGGCGGCGGUUCUACAGCGGAGGCCGUUGAGGAGCUUGGCCUGAUGGACGCCAUGACCCACGUUUCCACCGGCGGAGGCGCUUCCCUUGAAUUCCUUGAGGGUAGAGAGUUGCCUGGCAUAGCCGCACUGCCGGACGACUAG